Vigna radiata var. radiata (mung bean) is the source of this 2129-nucleotide messenger RNA. RefSeq names its product laccase-6. Gene Ontology annotation, biological process: lignin catabolic process. The coding region runs from base 379 to 2100 and encodes 573 amino acids. Gene Ontology annotation, cellular component: apoplast. The record is from RefSeq and is a predicted model, not a curated record. The transcript has 6 exons. NCBI's taxonomy places the organism in Eukaryota, Viridiplantae, Streptophyta, Magnoliopsida, Fabales, Fabaceae. Gene Ontology annotation, molecular function: hydroquinone:oxygen oxidoreductase activity; copper ion binding.
UUGUGGUGGGGUUUAAUAUGGAGCAUGUUUAGGGGUAUGUGUGCCCUCUAUUCUUAGUCAAUGGUAUGAUUUGUAACAGAAUAUGUUUAACAGUAAAAAAGAAAAUGGAUAAAAACAGAGAAGUGGGAUAAAAGGGAAUGUUGAAGCCUUCCCUACCAUUGUGGUCAUGUUGAAUAAUCACUUCCCAACACCUUAUUAUCACCAACUCACGCUAGUGGAAUCAUGAAAGCUGACAAAUAGAAUAGAACCUGCAUAGCCUUUUUGAGCCUUUUCUCCAAUAAAAUAAAAUCCUCGAAGGAGAGUCUCACUGUCUCACUCCUUUAAAAGGGCCUCCCUUCUAUUCUACCUCAGGCUUCCACUUCUACUCCCUACCCUCAAAUGUCCAACUUAAUCACCUUGUUUAUGCGGUGGUUGUGUCUGCUAUCUGCUAUCUACAAUGCCAAGCAUAUAGCACAUGGAAGUAGUAUGGGAGAAUCAACCAGGUUCUAUGAUUUCAAGGUUCAAACCAAAAGAGAUACCAAACUUUGCAACUCCAAAGACAUUGUCACAAUUAAUGGUAUGUUUCCAGGACCUGUUAUUUACGCUCAAGAGGAUGAUAGAGUCAUAGUAAAAGUGACCAACAAGACACCUUUCAAUGUUACAAUUCACUGGCAUGGUGUUCGGCAAAGGCUAUCAUGCUGGUAUGAUGGGCCAUCCUUGAUUACGCAAUGUCCAAUUCAAUCAGGCCAGAGCUUCACUUAUAAUUUUUCAGUGGUGCAGCAGAAGGGCACCUUCUUCUGGCAUGCUCAUGUUUCUUGGUUAAGAGGAACAGUUCAUGGUGCUAUGAUUGUUUAUCCAAAGGCUGGGGUACCUUACCCGUUUAAGUUUCCCUAUGAAGAGCACAUAAUUAUACUAGCAGGGGAAUAUUGGCUGCAGGAUCUCCAACAAAUUGAGAAGGCCACUCUAGCAAGUGGAGGACCUCCUCCAAAACCAGAUGCAUAUACCAUUAACGGUCAUCCAGGACCCAACUACAACUGCUCCACUAAUGAUGUCUACCAAAUUGACGUGAUUCCAGGGAAGACCUAUUUGUUAAGAUUGAUUAAUGCGGGUCUAAACACUGAGAAUUUCUUCGCCAUUGCUAAUCACAAUUUAACAAUCGUGGAAGCUGAUGCUGAAUACACCAAGCCAUUCACCACAGACUCGGUGAUGAUUGGACCAGGUCAAACAUUGAGUGUCCUAAUCUCUGCAAAUCAACCAGUAGGAAAAUACUCCAUGGCUGUAGCACCUUAUGAGUCUGGAAAGAUUGUCAUAUAUCAAAACGUUUCAGCUAUAGCAGGCUUCAACUACAUAGGAGCUCCAUCUGAUAGCCUAUCUUUACCUGCUAAACUGCCUAAACUUGAUGAUGAAGUGGCUGUAAAGACAGUUAUGGACGGAUUAAGGAGCCUAAAUCAAGUCAAUGUUUUUAAAGAAAUCGAUAAACAUCUAUUCAUUACCAUUGGUUUGAAUGUUCAAAACUGUCACUCAAAGACACCAAAGCAAAACUGCCAAGGCAUGCACAAUGGGGUGCUGGCAGCUUCAAUGAACAAUAUAAGUUUCGUUAAUCCCAACAUUUCAAUCUUGGAAGCAUAUUAUAAGAAAAUAAAAGGAACAUACACUGAAGAUUUCCCAGACACACCCCCAAAAUUCUAUGACUUUGUUAAUGGUGCCCCUAAUACCAUUCCAUAUGACACACAGUCAUUGAAUGGUACUAGAAUAAAGGUCCUUAAAUAUGGUAGUAGGGUGCAACUCAUUCUGCAGGAUACGGGGAUAGUCAACACUGAAAACCACCCAAUGCACUUCCAUGGCCACAGCUUUUAUGUGGUAGGGUAUGGAAAGGGUAACUUUAACCCAAUAACUGCACAAUUCAAUUUAGUGGAUCCUCCAUACAUGAACACAAUUGGAGUUCCAACAGGAGGAUGGGCAGCAAUUCGCUUCGUUGCUGAUAAUCCAGGGGUGUGGUUUUUGCACUGCCACAUUGAUAUACACAAGUCAUGGGGACUGGGAAUGGUAUUUAUAGUUAACAAUGGACAGGGAGAGCAGGAAUCCUUACCACAUCCUCCGCCAGACUUGCCACAGUGUUAAGACUACCAGCAGAUCAUAACAAAUAGAAA